CAUCGCUCUGCACUGCGGGCGCCAUCCGCACCACCGGCCAUGCCCUGGGCCGCGCUGCUCGGCCUUCUGCUAGCGCUGCUGCUGCUGCUGGUCCUGACCCGUCGGCGCUCGCGGCGCCCUGGGGAGCCUCCCCUGGACCGGGGCACUGUCCCCUGGCUGGGCCACGCCUUGGAAUUCGGAAGAGAUGCCGCCAGUUUCCUCACGAGGAUGAAGCAGAAGCAUGGUGACAUCUUCACAGUGCUGGUGGGGGGCAGGUAUGUCACUGUCCUCCUGGACCCUCACUCCUAUGACGCAGUGGUGUGGGAGCCGCGUGCCAAGCUGGACUUUCACACCUAUGCUGUCUUCCUCAUGGAGCGAAUUUUUAACGUUCAGCUUCCGGAUUACGACCCCAGUGAUGAAAAGGCCAGGUUGAAACCGACCCUUCUCCACAAGGACCUCCACGCGCUCACGGAGGCCAUGUAUACUAACCUCCGCACUGUCCUGCUGGGUGAUGCCACAGAGGCGGGCACUGGCUGGCAUGAGAUGGGACUCCUUGAUUUCUCCUACAGCUCCUUGCUCAGGGCCGGCUUCCUGACCCAGUACGGAGUGGAGGCGAUGCCACGCACAGAUCAGAGCCGGGCCCAGGACCGCGUCCACUCGGCCGACAUCUUCCAUACCUUCCGCCAGUUCGACCUGCUGCUCCCCAAACUGGCACGUGGUUCCUUGUCAGUGGGAGAUAAGGACCGUGUGAGCAAGGUCAAAGGUCGUCUGUGGGAUCUGCUGUCCCCUUCCAGACUGGCCACCCGGGCCCACCGGAGCGCCUGGCUGGAGAGUUACCUGCUGCACCUGGAAGAGAUGGGUGUGUCGGGAGAGAUGCAGGCCCGGGCGCUGGUGCUGCAGCUCUGGGCCACACAGGGCAAUAUGGGUCCCGCCUCCUUCUGGCUCCUGCUCUUACUGCUCAAGCAUCCGGAGGCCAUGGCCGCUGUCCGUCGGGAGCUUGAGCAAGCCCUCCAGAGCAUGGAACAGCCCCUCUCACAGAUGACCACCCUCCCCCAGAAGGUCUUAGACAACAUGCCAGUGCUCGACAGCGUGCUGAGUGAGAGCCUCCGGCUCACAGCUGCACCCUUCAUCACACGAGAGGUCGUGGUGGACCUGACCAUGCCCUUGGCCGAUGGGCGGGAAUUCUCCCUGCGACGUGGUGACCGCCUCCUCCUCUUCCCCUUCCUGAGUCCCCAGAAGGACCCAGAAAUCUACACAGACCCAGAGGAAUUUAAAUUCGACCGAUUUCUGAACCCUGAUGGAUCAGAAAAGAAAGAUUUUUACAAGGAUGGGAAGCGGCUGAAGAAUUACAACAUGCCGUGGGGCGCCGGGCAUAAUCAUUGCCUUGGGAAGAUUUACGCCAUCAACAGCAUCAAACAAUUUGUGUUCCUAGUGCUGACACAUUUCGACCUGGAGCUGACCAAGCCGGACGUGGAGAUCCCUGCGUUUGACUUCAGCAGAUAUGGCUUCGGGCUCAUGCAGCCAGAACACGAUGUACCCAUCCGGUACCAGGUUCGGCCAUGA
Elephantulus edwardii (Cape elephant shrew) is the source of this 1542-nucleotide messenger RNA. It is a transcript of the gene PTGIS, whose product is annotated as prostaglandin I2 (prostacyclin) synthase. The record is from RefSeq and is a predicted model, not a curated record. Lineage: Eukaryota; Metazoa; Chordata; Mammalia; Macroscelidea; Macroscelididae. The transcript has 10 exons. Gene Ontology annotation, biological process: prostaglandin biosynthetic process. Gene Ontology annotation, molecular function: prostaglandin-I synthase activity; monooxygenase activity; oxidoreductase activity, acting on paired donors, with incorporation or reduction of molecular oxygen. The annotation marks the transcript as partial.